UUUCAGUUGGCCUUGAAAUAGACAAAACAAAAAUCGUGUACAGCAGAGUGUCUCUUAAACUUUGAAACCACAUGUUGGAUUGAUAUCCCAUUAACCACAAGCAAUUUUUCAACUUAGAGGCACAAGACUUACUCAGGAUAACGCGAUUGAAAAUUUAUUCUCAGCCACUAGGAUCAUUCUAGCGUUUCAAUUUGGUAUUCUUAUAUGGCUCAAAAGUCUUGGUAUUCUGUAGAAGGAUAUUUCAAAGAAAAUUCAGUGUGUGACGCAGUGCAGGGCGAGUAAGUCGAAACAGCGUUAGCUGUUUCACUUGCUGAUUAAUCGUUAAAAUUUGAAAAGAGGAACCUAAUUUGUUUUUUUUAAUUAAAAAAAAUAUUAAUAAAAAAUGCUAAACUAUACAGCUACAUCAAUUUGACGAGAUUGACAAUGAUGUCAAAUUUUCACGUUUUUUUUAAUGUGUCCAUCGGAUCGGAAAUGUUUUCAAAUGGACCGGCCAUUGUGUUGCUGGGACUUUUCAUCAUCUUAUCAGCACCUCAAAUUGCCAAACUCCAAAGUGAAAGCCUUGAUGCUGUCAAAAUGUUUCCAGAUGUGGAAGAGCAAGUGAUUGAAGCUGGUUCAACCCUUAUAAUUAAGUGCAUCAUAGAUAGGAAGAUAAUAACAUCUUUAAACAUUUUUCCUUUUUGGUCGCUUCCACAAAUCGCAGAAAAUAAAACAGUUUGGAAUGUCAUUUAGAUAAGCAAAGUCGGCUGUUAAUUCAAACGUGUUUUUCCACCACACCUUUCGGCCACUGUCAAACGCCUGAAGAAAAUUUCUUAUAACAAUCAAACACAUACGACAUUGAAAAUCAAUUUAAUGAACACUACGCCAGAAGACACGGGCUAUUUCAAAUGCCAUACUCACUUUGGCUUAUUGGAACAAUACGUUUACAUUUCCAGUUUGGUCACGAAAAACUCGUUUUUAUUGAUAGAUUUAAUUUCAAACCCUGGUUUCCUUUUCCUACUUUUUCUGCUGAACCGGAGGUACCUAUCAACAUCCCAUGUAAAACAACUCAUCCCAACGUCACCAUCUCACUGUUCCAUCUCCAUCAGACAACAGAAAUAAUUUCAGAUGACGAAUUCUUCUAUAACGUUGACAAGGUAAUUGGGUUAAAAGGUAUAGAAGAAGAUGCUUUUUCGGACGAUAAUGUAAGUAUGGCCAGAAGUAUUUCAUAUUUAUUUAAAAUAAGAUAUGGGAUUCGUUAGACCAAUCAAAUAAUUCGAGAUGGUCAUUCAACUCUAAAACGGGACAGACGCUGAAAAAACCGCUUUUCGAUGAUGAGUCAGAAUAUAUGUGUGUUGGCUCAGUGGAUAUGGAUUCCGUCAACGGAAAACACGUCAAUAUAUCUCAUGAUGAGAAACACAAAGAAUUGUUGGACUGGUACUUCCCACACCGUAAAAUCCAUGCUACAGACGCAGAAUCAUUUUAUCUAUUUAUUAUAGGAAUCCAAUUGGAAAGUCUGAAAGUACCUGACGACCCGUUUAAAGGAUCCAAUGUUACUUUAAUUUAUAGAACUACCUACAUACCUUCUUUGCCUCUCCCCACCUGGUCCUAUCAGAUAAACACAAACGGAGAAAUGCGAAAAUUUAACGAGUCUUAUCUACCUCAAGGCAUUCAAUUAAAAACGGAAAAUAUAUCAACAAUUAACAAACAUAUAUAUUAUUACGAAAGUAGGUUGCAACUGUUUGACUUAAAUCUAACUUCUCCAUACACAUACUUACAAUGCAACAGAGAUAACGAAUCAAAAGAGAUUUCAAUUACAAUAAAAGAAAUCACUUAUGAACCAUUGAAUAAUACUGUGAAGUUAGAAAAAAGAAUUGCACACAACUUGACUUGUAACCGAUUAUCAAAAAAUGUUGUCAUACAAUGGCUCAAAGAUGGCAAGGGAUAUUAUGACAUAGUCUACGAGAAUAAUACCGCAUCCGUUUUCCAACUACAAGGAAAUUCUAACGAAGAGGGAACUUACGAAUAUCGAUGGAACAACAGCCGAGGUGAAGCGAGAAAAAAACUGUUUACCGUUAGUAUUGAUGACGAUCUAUAUAUGGAAACAUCAACUAGCACUAUUAUCACAACCGUUUGUGUAUUUCUGAUUGCAUUAGUUGCAAUUGGAAUAGGAAUUAAAUUUGACCUUGACAAAAAAAAGGUGGAAAAAGAACUUGAAAAAAUGCUGAAUGGAGAUCCAAAUAGAAUGGACCCAGGAGUGCCAGUGGAAUACCACACGGAAUUCCUGCCCUAUAAAAAGAAAUGGGAAUUUUCAAGGAAAAGACUAAGGCUCGGUCAAGAACUCUGUACCGGUUGCUUUGGUCGAGUUGUCAGAGCAGAGGCCGUGGGCAUAAAAAAUUAUGACACAACUUUCACAACAAGAGCAGUUAAAAUGAUUAAAUCACAAAAAAUUUUCACAGCGCAUUUGACGCUCUUAUAAGAGAAUUAAAAAUUCUAAUUUAUUUAGGACCGCACUUAAAUGUUGUCAAUUUAUUGGGCGCUUGCACUAAAACUAACCUCAAAGAAGAAGUUCUGGUUAUAAUUGAUUUCUGCCGAUUCGGUAACUUACAGUCGUACUUAAUUAAAAAUAGGGACAAUUUCAUCAACCAAUGAACUGUAAUUACCAAUAUUAAACCUGACAGCAUAAUGGUGAAAAUCGCAACAUCCGCAAAUCAAUCAGAUGCAAAUAAAUUAGCGAAAGACUAUCGAGACGGAGAAACGAACUUAACCCUCAAAGUUUCGGAAUUUUCUAGGCACGCAAAUAAGCCAAGCCAGCACUGGAUACUAACAAUAUGACAUUACCAGAACAGACCUACAAAUACGGAGAAGAUUCUGACGAAACUUUGAAUCAAAUGACAAAAACGACCGAUUUGAUCUCAUGGUCAUUACAAAUUGCCCGUGGGAUCGACUUCUUGGCCAG
This is a messenger RNA of Daphnia pulicaria, 2935 nucleotides long. RefSeq names its product vascular endothelial growth factor receptor 1-like. Lineage: Eukaryota; Metazoa; Arthropoda; Branchiopoda; Diplostraca; Daphniidae. The record is from RefSeq and is a predicted model, not a curated record. The transcript has 11 exons. Bases 1325 to 2455 code for a protein of 376 amino acids.